AGAGGAGGCCUAGUUUCUUGGCUCCAGCCUUUUCCUUGACAGGCCCUUUCAGAGACAUCCUCAUGCCAGCCUGGUACCCUAGCCUAUCUUCCCCUUCCUCAGAACCCCCCUCUCUCGAAUAUUCCCUGCCAGAAGCUUCCAGCUUCCUUUAUGAUUGGCACUCACCCGCUUGUGACGUCAGAGGUGUAAACCAACCAGCAGCCCCCGAGGGAGGCCCUUCCUUCUCUCCACAAGCCAGACCCCUCUGUCACAGCCUGGUGACUGGGUCCAGCUGGGUGGGGCAGCCUCUCGGAAGAGAGAGGGCAAGCCAGCCCAAGCGCUUCCCGACCGAGGACCAUCUGAUGAUUCACAGACACAAGCAUGAGAUGACUUUGAAGUUUACCUCAAUAAAAACAGACAGUUUGUUAACAGAUCAGACCCCGACACCCACAAGAUUCCUGAAGAACUGUGACGAGGUGGGCCUCUUCAACGACAUCGACUGCUCCCUGGAGCACGAGUUCCGGAAAGCCCAGGAGGAGGAGACCACUAAAAGGACCAUCCCGAUGCACAGUGUGGUUGGCGGAGCGAUGCCGGGGCCUCAUCAGCUGGGUGCCACCCGGAUGCCCAACCACGAUACCAGCGUUGUGAUCCAGCAGGCCAUGCCCUCUCCCCAAUCCAGCUCUGUGAUCACCCAGGCACCUUCCACAAACCGGCAGAUCGGGCCUGUCCCAGGCUCUCUAUCGUCACUACUGCACCUUCACAACAGACAGAGACAGCCCAUGCCAGCCUCUAUGCCCGGGACCCUGCCGAAUCCCACCAUGCCCGGCUCUUCAGCAGUCCUGAUGCCGAUGGAGAGGCAGAUGUCCGUGAACUCCAACCUCAUGGGGAUGCAAGCCCCCAACCUCAACAACCCCUGCGCAUCUCCCCAGGUGCAGCCGAUGCAUUCGGAGGCCAAGAUGAGGCUGAAGGCGGCCCUGACUCACCACCCCGCGGCCAUGUCCAACGGCAACAUGAACAGCAUGGGCCACAUGAUGGAGAUGAUGAGCUCCCGCCAGGAGCAGACGCCGCACCACCACCUGCACUCGCACCCGCAUCAGCACCAGACGCUGCCGCCCCACCACGCGUACCCGGCGCACCAGCACCAGCACCAGCACCCCGCCCAUCACCCCCACCCGCAAGCCCACCACCAGCAAAGCCACCCGCAUCACCACUCCCACCUCCACGCGCACCCGGCCCACCACCAGAGCUCGCCACACCCCCCCCUGCACACGGGCGGCCAAGCACAGGUUUCACCAGCGACCCAGCAGAUGCAGCCCACCCAGACGAUACAGCCGCCCCAGCCCACCGGGGGGCGUCGGCGGAGGGUGGUGGACGAAGACCCAGAUGAGAGGCGGAGGAAGUUUCUGGAAAGGAACCGAGCAGCUGCCACCCGCUGUAGACAGAAGAGGAAGGUCUGGGUGAUGUCAUUGGAAAAAAAAGCGGAAGAACUCACCCAGACAAACAUGCAGCUUCAGAACGAAGUUUCCAUGUUGAAAAAUGAGGUAGCCCAACUGAAACAGUUGCUGUUAACACAUAAAGACUGCCCAAUAACCGCCAUGCAGAAAGAGUCACAAGGCUAUCUAAGAAAGGAUUAACAAAGCCCCUAUUCAACUGCAGGAAGAGGGUCACGGUCAUGAAAAAAGUCUGAAAAUUGUCGUCUCCAUUGGAGAUGCUCUGCCCCCGUGCCUGGGAGGCUCUCUCUCCUCAUUGCUUCUUCUCAGAAUCCCUGACUCUUCAAGGUUCAACUCAAUUGCCGCCCAAGCCAGGCUUUUCUUGAUUCCCCCAUUCGUGUUUAUUGUGUGUGUUUACAUAUACUUGUAUGUAUCUGUAUCUGUACAUAUAUGUAUCAUACAUGCAUAUAUUAUUUAGUGUUUAGAUAUACGUGUAUUCUGUAUAUUCUGUAUUUACUUUUGUACUCCUCACAUUCAAUAGAAUGUAAGCAUCUUGAAAGCAAAAACUGACUCGCUUUUAUAUUUAUACCUGGAGAGUUCGACACAUAAGAGGGGACUUGAUAAAUACUUAUUGAUUGUUUGGAGAAGCAACGAUAAUGAGAAAAGACAGAAAUCUCCAACCACCAGCCCAGCACUGGAUAGCACUUAGCAAAGUAAAUCAAAAACCCGAUGCCAUAAUGGUCAGAUGAGAAAUUAAACAGAAGACCCAUCAGCUAUAAGAGAUAGUGUGGUGUAUUGGCUAGAGCAAUGAACUUGAAGUAAAGAAGAUUUGGGUUUGAAUUACUAAGGACUUAAAAACACUUCUCCUAUUCCACCAUGAUUCCAGAGGACAGACGGUGAAGAACGUUACCUGUUUCCUCUGGGAAGUAUUGAAUUCAAGAUGCAGAAAGAGACCUUCGUUUUUAGACUUGGCCAACAUGGGCAUUUCUUUUGCUUGUCUGUGCAUAUUGGUUGCAAGAGUUUUUAUUUGUUUUUUGUUUUUUCUGAGGGGGAAGUUGAAG
Messenger RNA from Sarcophilus harrisii (Tasmanian devil), 2470 nucleotides. It is a transcript of the gene CREB5, whose product is annotated as cAMP responsive element binding protein 5. The record is from RefSeq and is a predicted model, not a curated record. The transcript has 10 exons. NCBI's taxonomy places the organism in Eukaryota, Metazoa, Chordata, Mammalia, Dasyuromorphia, Dasyuridae. Gene Ontology annotation, molecular function: cAMP response element binding; DNA-binding transcription factor activity, RNA polymerase II-specific. Gene Ontology annotation, biological process: regulation of transcription by RNA polymerase II. Bases 63 to 1613 code for a protein of 516 amino acids.